Molecule: messenger RNA, 3744 nt
Organism: Nerophis lumbriciformis (worm pipefish)
Lineage: Eukaryota; Metazoa; Chordata; Actinopteri; Syngnathiformes; Syngnathidae
Source: RefSeq, a predicted model, not a curated record
AUGACGGGAUUAAAAACGGUGGCCGUCUUGAUCUCUUUCCUGGCUAUCGUGACUCUAAGUCAAGGGUUUAGAAGAGAGAGUUUAUCAAUCAAGAGAAGAAGAGCGACAUCAAACAGUUUUACAGACAAAGGAACGACAGGUUUGACAGAGUGGACAUCUUGGUUUAACAUUGACCAUCCUGGGGGAAAUGGGGACUACGAGCGGCUGGAGGCCAUCCGCUUCUACUACCGGGAGAGAGUUUGCACGAGGCCCACGGCAAUGGAAGUUCGCACUACGGACUGGGUGGCGGCAGCAGAUACGGGAGAAGUGGUCCACUCAAGUCUAGAUAAGGGGUUUUGGUGCGUCAACAAGGAGCAACCUUAUGGACGUACUUGCUCCAACUACCACGUCCGCUUUCAGUGCCCACCAGAGCAGAGUUACUGGACCGAAUGGAGCGAGUGGGGUCCAUGCACGACAACCGUUUGUAACGAUGUGGGUGUCCAGGUCAGGCAGAGGAAAUGCAUGAGCACACAGCCAAUGCCUCUACUCUUGGUUCCGGCCUGCCAGGGCCACCAUUCAGAGAGAAGGGAGUGCUCCACCCCUCCAUGUACAGCCAAGUGGGGUCCUUGGGGUCGCUGGGGGUCUUGCUCUGCCACAUGCGGGGGCGGUCGGAGGAUCCGAAGGAGGACUUGCGUGAGGACCUCGGAGACAGUACAGUGCAUUGGACGCCCUGCUGAAACUCAAAAAUGUGGCAAGAAUCCAUGUCCUGUCAAAUGUCAACGCGUGUGCACCGAGGGCCACCCUGACGAAGAUUGCAGCCGUUGCGUGUGCGAUGGCCACGUUUUGCAUGGGGAUGUUCACAGUGUGACGGGAGUCCCUGUGGCGGGGGCCCUGGUGGCAUUUGCCGACCACCCCAAAGUCAUACGUGCCCGGACGGAUGCCAAAGGUCACUUUAGGCUGCAUGGAACCUGUUCGUCUAACGUCACGUUACUCAUCAUCAGGAAGGAGAAGUUUUCUCCUGUCACUGUCUCUUCUACCAGUAACAGCACAGGCCUAUCCUGGGUGUCUGCUGUCCUCAGAUCAGCUGAGAAGCCCUACAUUGUGAAGCACCCCGAGGACAAAGUGCGUUACGAAGGUGGCCGUGUGCUGCUGUGUUGCAAGGCAACAGGAUCACCAAUGCCUGACAAAUACUACUGGUACCACAACGGCACUCUGCUAGACAGAAAAGUGUACAAGUACCAAGAAGAACUUGUACUGAAAGACCUGAAGCUAGAGCAAGCUGGGCAGUAUUAUUGCAAAACCAGCAGCUCUGCAGGCAGCAUUAAGUCCUCCCCAGCAUCCCUUACUGUCAUAGCAAAAGGCGCUCCAGCGUGCAAUUCCACUCCUGAGGCACAUCUGAUCAGACUGCCGCUGGAUUGCGUACAACCCGGGACGAACUCCAAGUUUUACAACGCAGGCCGCUGCCCUCAUAACAAAUGCGCUGGCUCUCUAGACUUUGAUAUGCGCUGCAGAGAUGGAACCGCUUUUUGUUGCGGUGUCCAAACGAUGGAAACUCUGACCAUUGACUGUGGGAGCUACAGCCUUCCAAUACGAUCUGUAUCCCAGUGCAGCUGUCAGAAGUGUGUGCAGCCAACUGUACUUGUGCGAGGGAGAGUUGUCACUGCUGACGAUGGUGAGCCACUGCGAUUCGGUCACAUAUACAUUGGCAAAGACAGAGCAGGCACUACUGGAUACCAGGGUGGUUUCACCAUUCAAGUUACUCCUGACACUCAGAGAUUGGUGGUGAAUUUUGUUGACCCCACUGAGAAAUUUAUUGACACUCCCAAGGUGUUCAUUUUGGACAAAAAAAGUGGAUCCAUCUACCACGAUGUGAAGGUGAUGAGGAAGCAGGCUCCCAUUGAUAUCGACGCUGGAGAGACCAAUGCUAUUAACCUAGGAGAAAUGACAGGUGAAGACCCGAUUGGCCAGUUAGUCAUUCCAGCCAAUUCCUUCCACAAAGAUAAUGGAGAAAUUUAUGAGGGAACCGUAAAAGCAAGCGUCACAUUCAUAGACCCAAGAAAUAUCACUACAGCUUCCGCAACCCCCGGUGACCUCAAUUUUGUGGACACUGAGGGUGACAUGCUCCCUCUGAGGACUUAUGGCAUGUUCUCUGUUGACUUCCGUGACGACAGCAACAAAGAAGUACUCGGGGCUGGAGCGGUUCAGGUCCUUCUUGACACACAGCACGUAAAAAUGCAAGAGCAUAUUCCCAAAAUGAAACUAUGGUCUUUAAAUCCUGAUACUGGAGUCUGGGAGGAGGAAGGCGACUUCUCUACCACGACAACUACAGGAGGCCAUGGACGAAGCAAGCGUGAGGAGCGUACCUUCCUCAUUGGCAACAUGGAGAUAAGAGAACGAAGACUCUUUAAUUUGGACGUGCCCGAAAAUAGACGUUGCUACGUCAAAGUUCGUGCGUACAUGAGUGACAAGUUCCUUCCUGUUGAGCAGUUGGAAGGCGUUGUGAUCAGCUUGAUCAACCUUGAACCCAAGCCUGGAUAUUCCUCCAACCCGAGGGCGUGGGGCCGCUUUGACAGUGUCAUAACCGGCCACAAUGGGGCCUGCUUACCAGCCUUUUGUGAUGCCCAGAGGGCCGACGCUUAUACAGCUUAUGUAACGGCAAUGAUGGGUGGUGAGGAACUGGAGGCAGCACCAUCCUCCCCAAAGAUGAAUCCAAACAUCAUCGGAGUGUCCCAGCCUUAUCUGGAUAAAAUAGACUACCAGCGCUCAGACCACGAGGAUCCAGCUCUGAAGAAAACAGCUUUCAAAAUCAAUUUAGCAAAGCCCAACCAAAAUAAUCUUGAUGAGACCAAUGGGCCCAUAUAUCCUUAUCAAAAUUUAAUAGCCUGUGAAAAUGCUCCAGUUGAUGCGAAUCACUUCAGAUUUUUUAGGGUGGAGAAAGACAAAUACGAAUACAACGUUGUACCUUUUGAGGAGACUGAUCUGACAACUUGGAUAGGGGACUACCUCUCAUGGUGGCCUAACCCUCAAGAGUUUAGAGCGUGCUUCAUCAAAGUUAAGGUCCACGGACAAAAAGAAGUAAUGGUCAGAUCGAGAAACCUCGGAGGGUCACACCCAGAGACGAGGGGCAAACUUUAUGGCAUCCGAGAUAUACGCAGCACUAGAGACAUGCGAGAGGCCAACACUUCAGCAGCUUGUGUCGAGUUCAAAUGCAGCGGCAUGUUGUUUGACCAAGCUGAGGUGGAUAGAUCCCUCAUCUCGAUCCUUCCACAAGGGAAUUGUCGCAGAAUCGCAACCAACAGCCUUCUGCAGGAGUACCUCAUCAAACACCCUCCAGUUGCGCAAAACAACGACUCCCAUGCCUUUAACAUGCUAGCACCCGUGGAUCCUCUGGGACACAAUUAUGGCAUAUACACAGUCACAGACCAGAAUCCAAGGCUUGCUAAAGAAAUCGCCAUCGGCCGCUGCUUUGAUGGCACCUCGGACGGUUUCUCUAGAGAGAUGAAGUCAGACUCAGGAGUUGCUUUGACCUUCAGCUGCCCAGAGAGGAAAAUCAACAGAGAAAGCCUCUUCCAGCGACUGCAGACCAACCCGGGAUUGACACUGUCACAGAUGGCGAGGGACAUGAGGGAGAUGGAAGGCCUGCAGGUGCAGAGGUCAUCCACUCGAGUGGUGGCCUAUCCCUCCGAACAACAGGGCAGGACCCAAGGUCGAAGGGUUGUCACUACAAGCAGGAGGAGGACGGUUAUGCGCACACAACAACGCUAA